Closterium sp. Naga37s-1 is the source of this 909-nucleotide messenger RNA. The record is from the annotation of a GenBank genome assembly. Lineage: Eukaryota; Viridiplantae; Streptophyta; Zygnematophyceae; Desmidiales; Closteriaceae.
AUGCAGUUCUUGUCGCGUUGUAUCGGCGCCUCUGUGCGCCUUGCCGCCCGCACGCGCCAGCUUCGACUUACUGCCCUCCCUUCCUCUGUGUGCCCAUGCGUGUGCGUGCGCGUCAUCCCGCAGGUGGUGGAGGUGGUGCAGCGCUACGACGACAGCUGCGUGCCGGCCGGCACGGACGGCGUGGCGUACAUUCAGAACGCGUCCGUGGUGAAGAAAUGCGACAUCCGGAUCACCGUGCCGAAGCGCAUGCAGGCGCCAGUGUUCGUGUACUACCAGCUCACCAACUUCUACCAGAACCACCGCCGGUACGUGAAGAGCCGCAGUGACAGCCAGCUGCGGGGCACCAACAUCAGUGGCAGCGACUUUGACGUGUGCCAGCCAGAGGCGUACCUGUGGGACAACUCGUCCUCGCCCAUCCGGCCGUGCGGGCUGGUGGCGUGGUCGCUGUUCAACGACUCGUACGCCAUCACGGCCGCGGGCAGCGGGCAGCAGCUGGCCAUCGACAGCAGCAACAUCGCGUGGCCCAGCGACCAGAGCGGCAAGUUCGCUGGCGUGCCCCCGGAGAACUUCAACACCGUUGAGAACCUGCGCGGCGGGGCGCAGCUCAACACACUUCUGAACCAGUCGGAGAAUCUGAUGGUGUGGAUGCGCACAGCAGCGCUGCCCACGUUCCGCAAGCUGUAUGGGCGCAUAAACACGCCGCUGGAGGCGGGCAGCACGCUGGCGGUGGUGCUGCAGAACAACUACAACUCCUACGAGUACGGCGGCCAGAAGGCCCUCGUCCUCUCCACCGCCAGCUGGCUGGGCGGCGCCAAUGGCUUCCUGGGCCUCGCCUACCUCACAGUAGGGGGGCUCUGCUUCCUCCUCGGCAUCCUCUUCUUCGUCCUCCUCUUCACAAAUCCAAGCUAG